Messenger RNA from Malassezia sympodialis ATCC 42132, 2991 nucleotides. RefSeq lists its product as uncharacterized. Lineage: Eukaryota; Fungi; Basidiomycota; Malasseziomycetes; Malasseziales; Malasseziaceae. The record is from RefSeq and is a predicted model, not a curated record. Gene Ontology annotation, molecular function: DNA binding; zinc ion binding; histone binding. Gene Ontology annotation, cellular component: SWI/SNF complex. Gene Ontology annotation, biological process: positive regulation of DNA-templated transcription.
AUGAGCCUGAACGUGAACGGAUUCCCUGAUCAGGGUCUCCCAAAUGAUGUGCAUGUCAUUCAGCGUCUAGAACCGCUAGUCGUGCCACUGAAAGAGGCACUGGAGGCACGCUCGCUCAAGGUGCCCUGUCUAGAGUCACCCUUGACUGGUCGACAGCUGGCCCAGUUCGUGUUUGACCUGUACUCGUUCCAGGAGCGCGCGCUUGGAUUUGGCGCGCCAUCACCAGCCAAUCCAAAGGCGACCAAUCCAUUGGCGCGGCAUCCGCCGCGUCUGCCAGCCGCCGUUUUGCAGACGUACCGCUCCUACACGGACUUUUCGCCGCUGGAUACCACUGUUUCACUGUACAAAGUACUGUUGGCGUGCUUUGUCUUCCUUUCCGAGCACCAGGUCACAAAGUGGGACAUGUCGUCGGAUGCACAGCGCACAACGUACGUGGAAAUGAUCGCGCACGUCCGCGCCGAAUUGCGUUCCCAAGGCCUAAUUCCGACGCCGCGGAUUGCUGUGUCAUCCGACGUGACCGAGGCUGAAAAGACUCACUUGCGUGCCAUUGCCACUGACCUAGAGUGUGAGUGGACCGACGAUGCGGCGCAGGCAACACAUAUCCUACGUCCCGCGACAUCGGAUGCAGCGCCUACAGCCCCUGAAGGCUCCAAGCCGCCGGAAUCGGAGUAUUUCCGCACACUAGCGCACCAUGAAAAGCAUGUACUGAUCCAUGUGUGGUACCGACCAGACUCCUACGACACUUGGCUUCCAGACAAGGACUUCUCGGACCCUGAGCCUGCACCUGCGCCACGCACAACGGCAUGGCACAUUAGCACGCGUUGGCUUCAAGAUGCGCGAUUGUACAACGAGAUCAUGAAUGAAGAGGAUUACGAGUUGGAAGAGGAGACGAACGAAAGCGCUGCGGCGGCAGGUACCGACCAGAGCGUGCCGAGUGACGCUGCGGAUGCGCAAGCUCGGCGCUCCAAAAAGCACAAUUUGCCUGAGUCCAUCAGCGAUGAUUCAGCCUCAAAGCGGAUCAAGCUGCAUGUGGGACAGCGACCCGUUGGUGCAACACCCAUUGACCUAUCUGGCAGCCAGCCCAUUCCUGGCAAAAAGUAUGAGAGUGAGCCGAUUGCCGGUGGUGCGAUGGGCAAUCUGCCAGGGCAAGCUGUGGCCUUCGAAGAGUCUUCUACGCAAGAAACUCUCGCGGUUCGUGCCGCGGAGGCGGCCGACGCUUCGACAGAGUCUGUUGACCGAGAUGAUGCCGUAAAUAUGGCGCGCAAGUACCUGGCGGAACAGACGCAGGAGGUGAUCAUUCCUUCGUAUUCGACAUGGUUCGACAUGUCGACGAUCAACGCAAUUGAGAAGCGCUCCUUGCCUGAGUUCUUUAAUAACAAGAACCGCAGUAAGACCCCGACUGUGUACAAAGAAUACCGUGACUUUAUGAUUAAUACGUACCGCCUGAACCCCAGCGAGUACCUGACUUUCACAGCUUGCCGCCGUAAUCUUGCUGGUGACGUAUGUGCGAUCAUGCGUGUGCAUGCCUUCCUGGAACAGUGGGGUCUCAUUAACUAUCAAAUUGACCCCGAAACGCGACCAGCCGCCCUGGGUCCUCCCUUCACCGGCCAUUUUCGUGUACUCAUCGAUACACCGCGGGGUCUGGCGCCUCUGCAUCCUGGUACUCGACCUGAUGCUCAGGUCAAGAGCGAGACCGGUACUGAGAGCGUGCCCACGGAUGGUGUGCCGCUUGAGCUGCGCAAGUCCAUUUUCCAAUCUACGCUUAAGGGUUCGAGGCCCGUGGACCAUGCAGAGGCCAACUCGCUCGCAGCGCAUGCGCAGCGCGAGUUGGCAGAGAACGACAAAAAGCCGGCUUACUCGUGCGACACAUGCGGUGUGGACUGCACCUCGUCUCGAUAUCAGAGCAUCAAGGCCAAGGAUUUCUCGCUGUGCCCACCCUGCUACUUGGAAGGCCGCUUUCCAUCGUCCAUGUACUCUGGUGAGUUUGUGCGUCUGGAUGAAACGGCCUUUAAGCAUGCAGGCAGCGCCGGCGGCGGCGGGGAUGACGACUGGACCGACGAGGAAACGCUCAAGCUGCUCGAGGGUAUUGAAAUGUACGAGGAGGACUGGGGCAUGGUAUCGCUGCAUGUCGGCACUCGCUCACGCGAGCAAUGUGUGACCAAGUUUAUCCAGCUACCUAUCCAGGAUCGCUAUCUCGAUGGCGUUGCGCAGGGCGACCUUGGCGCUCUGCAGUACGCUCCUCGUGAUCCUACAGGUGACAAGCCCAUGCCACUUGUGCCUUUUGCGCAGUCAGACAACCCCGUCAUGAGCAUUGUUGCGCUGCUGGCCAGUGCGGUGAGUCCGGCUGUGGCAGCCGCCGCGGCGCAGAGCGCACUAGGCACUUUGACGGACGGAAUCAAGCGCAAGAUUGCUGCGGCUAGUGGCGAGAGCAGCGAUAAGGCGGCUUCUCAGGAGACCGAAGCCUCGUCAGACGCAGCGAAAGGAGCUGACAUGGACGUGGACCCAGCCAAGGAGCAGGAGACCGCUGAGGCAGUCUCUAGCGGACCAGCCACUCAGGACACGAUCCCGAAAGACCAGAUUGAACAUGCUGCCUCGAUUGCACUUGGUGCAGCAGCCUCCAAGGCUUAUGUACUCGCGACUCAUGAGGAACGCGAGUGCCAGCGGCUUGUGCAGCAGGUGAUCGAGCUCCAGCUUAAGAAGAUGCAAUUAAAAAUGUCGCAGUUCGAAGAACUGGAGUCAUUGCUUGAGGCUGAACGGCGCUCCAUUGAAGCUGGUCGCAAGCAACUUUAUGCAGACCGUCUUGCUGUGCAGCGUCAGCUGGCUGCGGUAAAUGAGCUUUUGCGCAAGGCCACUACAGUGCCGCACGAAAUCCGCCCCGAGGAGGUGGCCCGGGCAUCCAGCGCCUCGCAGGGUGUGCCUCAGCAGGGCCCUGUCGUACGCGAGGCCCCUAAUGAAGCACCAAACAGUGGCCAGGUCGCCCGCCUAGAAUAG